GCAAAAUCCCAUUAGCUAAACAUAAUCCCAAUCGUUCAGAACCAUGUUCGCAAGCGGGCAGGAAUGGCAACAAAACAGCAGCCAUGCCCGCCCGUAUGGAAAGAUUUCUUCCCUCUUCAUCGUCAACAUGUAUGAUUCCCGAAACCUUUAAGUCGGCGGCUCCGUGAAGUCUGUCAAAAAUUAUCAUCGAAAACAAACUAGAAACAAAAAAACAUUUUUCACGACAUCUCAACUCAUUCAUAUUUAUUUGUUUAUUUAUUGAUUUCUUUAUUCAUUACGCUACUCGUGUGAGAAGAAAAAAAAAAAGGAUUAAAAAGAUUAUAAAAAAAGAAGGGAAAUAAAAGCAUCAUAAAAAAAGGAAAAGGAAAAAAGAGAGCAACGUCGUUUGUUUGUUUGUCUGCUUGUCUGUCUGUCUGUCUGUCUGUCUGUCUGUCUUGAUAGGAUUUAUUGCACUUUAUUCUUCACUUGGAGAGGAAUUCCUUCAUCUGGCCACUUAAUUUCUACGUACUAUUGACACCGUCGAUUAUCGCCUCGAUCGAGCUUCUUAUUCAUCCACGGGUUCACCAUUCUACGGCUCUGUAUCUCCUUCGACGUUCGUACAUAGCAUAUCAAAUCACACGGUUUCGCUUUCGCUUUCGACGACUCACCUCACUCACCUCACCUCACAAAUCAUCCUACCCGCCCAAAGCAAGCCAAAGUCAAAUCCAAAUCCAAAUCCAAAUCCAAAUCCAGAGCCAAGUCAGCCUGCCUCCUUUGCGACACAACACCCCAAGUGAGUGGUUGACUGACUGACUGACCGAUCUUUCUCUUCGCCUGCCCGCAUCAGAUCAGUCGGAAUCUCUGUCUCCAGCAAUCUCGUCUCAUCUCGUCUCACUCCAAUCCUAAUCCAUCUCCAUUUUCCCCACGACUCACGAUCUCAUCAUUUUGUUAUACCGCUUCCAUCAUUUCUACCUAAAAUCAAUUUACUUUGUCCUUCGCCACCUAAUUGUUACUCUUAUUCUCUUAUUAUUACUCUUGCUCCUCUCUUCCACCAUUCGCUUGAUCGAAAGAACAGCCGGAUCACGAGACUUCUUUGCUCUCUGUCUGAUUUGUUGAUCCCCUUAUAUUAUUUAUCUUAUUUUACUCUCCUCUCCCGUCACCCGUCACCACACCACCCAACCAUUCACGCCAGCCUCGAAAAAGAAACAGUCCUCGCACGCUUAACUGAAGGCGAAACUCGAACUUGGCUGAUUACACAUAAGAUUGAUUCACGCACGCACGCACUCACGCACUCACGCACUCACCACCGGCGAUUUAUCUACUCCAGUUCUUGGUCUAUUACUCACCACAGCCAGUCCGUCUACGGUACCGGCUUUAACUUUAUUUGUGGAUCGUCAAGUCUUGCCACUAAAAUCAGUCAUACCCCAUCAACCAUUAACACCUAAAAAGACCCUCUAUCCUCUCUCUCUUCUCUCCUCCACUGCAAAAUAAUCCAUCAUCGUGACUGCUGCGUCUGCCACGGGAGUAUUUCACAAGGGAAAAGAAAAGAAGGAAAGGAAAGACUCAUACUUCGAGCCUAAACUUUUUUAGUCUCUGUCGCCUUCGCAAUCUUCGCCUCUUCAUCCUCCUCACACCCGCAUUACUCACUCCACUCAAUCCUUUGUUCAAUGACAACCAUCGGUUUAUAACCCUCGACUUUCCUUUACUGCCAAUCGCGAAAACUAUCGCACACCUUCAACCUACCCUACCCUACACUACACUACAUACAGUACCACCACAUCUCGAAUGCUUCAUUGCACACUUCCAUAAAAGGCAUACGUUUCACAAACCUACGCUUGUCAUACACCCUUACCCUCUCGUCCAAAGUCGCGACCUCUGAUGGGACGCUGGUUUACCCAAUAAACUAGCCCACCAUUUAUCACAACAGUUACCAUUUCACAAAACGGAAAGGUCAACAUGCUCUUAGGUCUUUCAAUUUUUUCCCCAGUCGCCAGUCUUACAUCGUCCAAAUCUACCGGUUAUAUCGUUCCUGAAGAAAUCGUUGCGAUCUCUUCUUCAAACUAGUCUUGCCCUCCUCCUACCUCGAUCAUCUAGCUUUGGCAAUAACUCCCGCGUUGUUGCACAAGCCCGUAUCUAGUCAGAAGGUUUCUUGGGAAUAGUCUAUAACGUUAUAAUCUAGAUUUUGGCUUUGUACAGACGGCGACUGGAGUUUUAUUUCGCAUAGAACUUUUUCAUUUCCGAUUCACUUACAAAAUACACCAAAUACACACAAAACACUUCGAAGAUGCAUUGCGGCGAAGAUGAUUCGUCGCCUUACACCUCAUUUCAUAAUGGUCCUUACAGUUCUUCCAUAGCCUCGUCGGCUUCUUCCUCCACCUCCUCAGUUUGGUCGGAUGCUGCGUCACAAGCAUCCGACAAUUCUUCCAUCGCAAGCGCAUCCUCCGAUUCCGAACCUUCGUACUUCUGCGCAAAUCAACUACCCCCCCCUGCUACUGCAAUCAACAUCUGCGAAAAAAAUAAGAUUACAAAAUUUUGGCCACAACAAAGGUUACCGGUGGAAAUCGCCCCAGAAGAAAGGCAGAACCCAAGAAGGACUAGUGUCGGAUCUAGUACUCGCACAGGACGUCCUCCUACCCUGGUACGUCAAGCUGAUCGCAAGGUCAAUUUUGUUGACAGCCUCGUCGAUUCUUCGGCUUUGAUUGUCGAAGCAAUAUGGCCCCUUUCAACCGUCGCUUGCAGAAGCGAGAUGGGUAAAGGUGUCCUUCCUCUGCGUGUCUUCAUACAAGAAACUUUGAGAAGAUCAAGGACCAGCUACUCGACUCUUCAAGUCGCUUUGUACUACCUGAUCUUGAUCAAACCAUUUGUACCAAAGACCGAUUUUACCAUGGAGCAAACGGAUGAUACUCAAUCAUUCCGAGCUCUACAAUGUGGCCGACGAAUGUUCUUAUCUGCGCUUAUUCUCGCAUCGAAAUACUUGCAAGAUAGAAACUACUCGUCUCGCGCUUGGAGUAAGAUUUCUGGACUGCCCACUUUGGAAAUUAACCAAAACGAAAUAGCAUUCCUCCUUGCUGUGAAGUGGGAGUUGCACAUUACCGAGAAAGUUUUUCAACGUUGGACUGACAUUGUUUUGAACUACACACCAUCGUCGCAGCCUCCAUCCCCAGGAGCCUCUUCUUUGAGCAUCGCAGAACAAUCUGCCGAGUGGAAGCGAAUUGUUCUCAAGCUCAACCCGGAAUUGGAUAACAUGAACGAAAUCACGAGUCCAUCUCGCAAGGAGGCUUGUGGUCUUCCGCUAAGACCUUUCACACCAUUGUCUGCAUAUCAUUUCCCUGGUUCCAAUGAGCCCACCUCGUCUCCCAAGCAUUACUCGCCUAAUACCAUGGAGCCAUCACCAUCAACCACUUAUCCAACUGUUCGACCUGUACCAGCUCUUGGUCUUCUCCCAACUCCACGAUUGACUCCCCAGAGCACUGGAUACAACACUCCUGCUGUGAGUGCUGCAUCUUACAUGCUCGGCAAAUCAUCAAUGAGUCUCGCUAUGGCACAGACAAACUUCUGUGGCCCGCAAGCGACUGAGAAGUGGGCAAGCCAAUUGACCUCAUCCCCACAAGCUUAUUCUUGCAAUCGUCGAUCAUCGUUGGCCAAUUCGGUCUCGUCCAUGUCUUCGCCCGAAUCAAUGGUUUCGGACACUUCAUCAAGAACAUCGCGUUCAUCUUCAAUCUCAUCUGCAUCGUCAUUGACGAGUGCGCCGGUCUCAGCAAAGCUGGAUGUCCAGGCGCGUUGUCGAUACGCGAAGCUGUGUAGUGAGAAGAAGAAUAGAAAUGUUGUUGUGACAGUGGCUGAAAUGUGUGAGAGCUAUGACGAAGUUGGGGCUGAUGCAUUAGACGAAGCCGCACGAACUUUAUACGAAUUGCACCGUCAAUCCGUAUCUGUGGACUCAUCUAACAGAGUUGAUGACAAACCCGCGCAUACAUCUAACAGGGCUGGUGCCAAACGAAGCAGGACUCAUUCACUUGAAGCUUCUCUUCAUGAUAACGUACGAGAAUUGUUGAUGACUGGGGGCAUGGCACACGUUUUGGCCAAGCCAGGUGGACAUGCUAGUGAUGUGCAAACAGUGCCAGCGGCAUCGUCUGGAAGAAAGAGACUCUGUUGUGCGACAGAAGCUGCUCGAGGACUUUCUCAAACAAUAAUGCACCCAGCCUUUCGCCCAGGAAUGUGGGAUGGAAUAUUAAAUUAAUACACCUUACCGACUUAUACAUACACUACAACACACUUGUCACAACAGAUUUUCUUUUUCGUUUGUCUUUUUUUAGUUGGUUGGCAAAAGAGACAGUGCAAUUGUCACAUCUAGCCUUCACAUAUCAUCGCAUACCAUGGGAAUCGGAUUUUAGAUGGCGUGACUGCAUUUGCCGUUGAUCAUUUUAUUGGAACACUGGAAUUGAGGUCAAUGGUACCCGGCUAAUUUUCAUGGAGAUGGGGAUAAGGGGAAGGAACAUUUGGGGGCACAUAUCGACAGGUUGGGGGAUGCUUGUACGAUGGUUGGCGAAUGCUGGCUUGGCUUUGUUUUUAAAUGGGAGUGGGUAGGUAAAGGGUGGAAUACAUGCUAUGUUGCGCGCGAUGAAAAUAUUAUAUCAUUGGUAAACAUGGUUGAAGUGGGAUGGCGUGGAGUUGGAAUUAACCGGUGGAGUUUUUUUUUUACGUUACUUUCUUUUUAGUCAGGGCAGAUAUGAUAGGGAUGGAUUUAAGCAGUUAGUGCAGUAGUGAUGGUGGUGGUGGUGGUGAGAAUGAUUUGGUGGUGGUUGUGGUGAUGAAAAUUUGUCAGGUCAUAGACAAAGUUUUCAUGAACAUGGGAAUAUGUAUGUCUAACUGUCGUUGGAUCAUAAAAACGUAUUUUUCAAAUUCUACCUAUCUACCA
Botrytis cinerea B05.10 is the source of this 4894-nucleotide messenger RNA. RefSeq lists its product as hypothetical. Gene Ontology annotation, cellular component: cyclin-dependent protein kinase holoenzyme complex; nucleus. Bases 2264 to 4216 code for a protein of 650 amino acids. Gene Ontology annotation, molecular function: protein kinase binding; cyclin-dependent protein serine/threonine kinase regulator activity. The record is from RefSeq and is a predicted model, not a curated record. The transcript has 3 exons. Gene Ontology annotation, biological process: regulation of cyclin-dependent protein serine/threonine kinase activity. NCBI's taxonomy places the organism in Eukaryota, Fungi, Ascomycota, Leotiomycetes, Helotiales, Sclerotiniaceae.